AUGAGACUUCCAGGUUACUCCAAGUCACCAGACACCAACUUGGGAGUUCAUAGAAAACUUUUUGAGAUCAUUGUUAUGCAUUAUUUGUCAGUUUGUCAAAAUGUGGUUAUCUUUUUAUUUUCUCUUUUUAUUCUUGUUGAAUGUACUUUGGGACCCGGCGAUCGAAAACUGAAGAAACAAUCACAAUCAACAACAACAGUCACCGAAUCUUCAUCCCAAACUUCUUCUAAAAGUCGUAAACAGUCAGUUGCACCUUCAAAGCCUAUUUCAAAACCUACAACUGAUGUGAUUCACCGUAAUCUAAUUCAAGAACAAGUGGAUGGUCAAACAAUUGUUAACAACCACCAAUAUUAUUGUGAAAAAUGUUUAAAUGAAACAGCAAGACAAUUUUCUCAACCAACUCUCGUCUAUGUUACACCAUGGAAUCCAUACGGAUAUGAUGCAGCUAAAUUAUUUAUCUCAAAAUUUGAUUAUAUUAGUCCUGUUUGGUUAUCAAUGAAACGAAACGGUGUUGAAUCGUACGAAAUAAGUGGUACUCAUGAUAUUGAUGAAAAAUGGAUGUUGACAUUACGAAAAUUGAAACCUGCAAUUCAAAUUGUUCCACGUAUUCUCUUUGAAAAAUGGCCUAUUGAACAUAUACACGCUCUAUUUCAAUCAGAACAUGAAAAACAAAAAUUAGCUGAAACAUUGGCUGAAUAUGCUCAACAACAUCAAUUAGAUGGUUAUGUACUUGAAUUAUUGUCACAAUUUCAUGGUUCAUCAAAAUCAACAUUAAAUCAUAUUCUUAUUGAUAUUAGUGAAAAAUUACAUGCAUUAAAUAAACAGUGUUUUCUAGCUGUACCACCAUAUGAUGAAGUUUUUGAUAAAAAUGAUUUUGAACAACUAAUGAAUCAUAUAGAUGGAUUUAGUAUAAUGACAUACGAUUUUCCAAAUCAAAAAGGACCUGGUCCAGUGGCACCAUUAGAAUGGGUUCAAAUGACCAUGGAAAAAUUUUUAUUACCAGAUAUUGAAUCUCAUAUAAUACCAAAAUUAUUUUUAGGUUUAAAUUUUUAUGGUUACAAAUAUGAUCGUGUUCUACCAACUUCAUUAAAACCUAAACAACAACAACAACAACAAGAACAAUACAAAUAUCAACCAAUUAUGGGUCGUGAUUAUAUCGAAUUUUUAAAACAAAAUUUAAAUUCAAUAAUGAUUGCCUAUGAUACACGAUCACAUGAACACAUAACAGCUAUACAAUUAAAACAACAACAGAAAAAAUUAGCACCAAAUGAACAACCACCAUUACCCGAUACAAUUAUUUUUUAUCCAAGUUUAAAAUCAAUCUAUGAUAGAUUACAAUUGGCAACAAAAUUAAAUGUGGGCAUUGCGAUAUGGGAAAUUGGUCAAGGAUUAGACUAUUUCUAUGAUCUUUUGUAA
Messenger RNA from Didymodactylos carnosus, 1416 nucleotides. The record is from the annotation of a GenBank genome assembly. Lineage: Eukaryota; Metazoa; Rotifera; Eurotatoria; Philodinida; Philodinidae.